Vigna radiata var. radiata (mung bean) is the source of this 1341-nucleotide messenger RNA. RefSeq names its product cinnamoyl-CoA reductase 1. Gene Ontology annotation, molecular function: oxidoreductase activity, acting on the CH-OH group of donors, NAD or NADP as acceptor. Bases 63 to 1040 code for a protein of 325 amino acids. The record is from RefSeq and is a predicted model, not a curated record. Lineage: Eukaryota; Viridiplantae; Streptophyta; Magnoliopsida; Fabales; Fabaceae. The transcript is spliced from 6 exons.
CAGGCUCAGUUAACACAGCACAACUUGAAGACUCAGCUCAGAGCAGAAGAAGAUAAUUGAGAAUGAGCACCGGCGCUGGCAAGGUAGCGUGUGUCACCGGCGCUUCCGGUUACAUCGCUUCAUGGCUCGUCAAGUUUCUUCUCCAACGCGGUUACACUGUUAAGGCCACUGUUCGCGACCUAAAUAAUCCGAAAAAGGUAGAUCAUUUGGUUAACCUUGACGGUGCGAAGGAGAGAUUGCAACUCUUCAAAGCCGAUCUUCUAGAUGAAGGUUCCUUUGACUCUGCCGUUGAAGGUUGUGACGCUGUGUUUCACACUGCUUCUCCCUUUUUCUUCGGCGGCAAGGACCCGCAGGCUGAGUUUUUGGAUCCAGCUGUGAAGGGGACUCUGAAUGUUCUGAAAUCGUGUUCGAAGUCGGCGACGCUGAAACGCGUGGUUGUAACUUCUUCUGUUGCCGCAGUUGCAUGCAACGACAGGCCUAGAGCCCCUGAUGAAGUGCUUGACGAGACUUGGUUUUCCGACCCAGAGUUCUGUAGGAGAAAUCAGGGAUGGUAUGAUCUUUCAAAGACCUUGGCCGAAGAGGCUGCCUGGAAAUUUGCAAAAGAAAACAAUAUUGACUUGGUCACAAUAAACCCAGCAUUGGUUAGUGGACCUCUCUUGCAACCAGAGCUUAACACAAGUGCUGCUGCAGUUUUAAAUUUUGUUAAUGGUUCGCCAACAUUUAAAAACAUAACUUUGGGAUGGAUAGACGUGAGAGAUGUUGCAAAUGCUCAUAUUCUUGCUUAUGAGAAUGCUUCAGCUAAUGGAAGAUAUAUAUUAGUUGAGAGAGUGAUACACCACUCACAGGCUGUGCAGAUUUUACGUGAUAUAUACCCAACAUUGCCACUUCCAGACAAGUGUGUGGACGAUAAGCCAUAUCCACCAGCAUAUCAGUUUUCGAAGGAAAGAGCAAAGAGUUUGGGACUUGAAUUUACUCCUUUGGAAGUGAGCCUCAAGGAUACUGUGGAAAGCUUGAGGGAAAAGGGCUUUGCAAAAUUUUAAGGUUGAAGAAACGUUGAAACCUUUUUCGUUGUUAAUUGUUGGCUUCUUAUUCUGUUGCUUAUGAAUAAGUUUAUUGUAAAAUAAAACUUAUAUCAGAACUGCUAAGUACUGAAAUAAGUUAUUUUUGGUGUGGUUUGUAUCCGCCAUUAUCCGUUUUCCAUAUUCGAAGGAUAAAUCAGUAUCACUUUGGAUCAGACUUACUUCUGCUGUCUUUUCGAUUGAGUAACACCAAUAUAAAGGGUUUGAUUGGUCAUUGAAACACGACAAUGGCAAUACAAUACGCUAAAUACAUUUCUCUAAA